AUGCGAAAACGCCGGGUCGUCUUCAAACCCUCCGCCAUGUCGCAACGCCACCACCCGCAAGCUUCUGACCCCGCCCAGGCGUCGCCGUCUGCCCGUCUGGACGAGCUGCUGUCUCCCCCUUCGCGCCUGCAGGAACUUAGCGACGACGACGACUUUGAAGACAUGGAGGAAGAUUCGCCACAGGGCGAGGUUGUGCCCGACCUUGUCGACCUCUCCAUCGAGCAAAAGGCUCCCGCUCUGUACUCGACUCUGCCGCCGUUGCUUGACCACCUGAAGACGAAAUCUUCGGAAGACCAGCGGGACACGGUGGAGAAGAUCCUGCCUUUCCAUGUCGAGAAUCCUUACAAAUUAAAGCUCAACUCGCACGGGAUCCCGCAUUUGCUCCGUCAAGAACAUCUUGAGUACGCUGUAGAUGGAUUGUCCGAUUAUCCAGCUCAAUUUGUUGCCAUGGACGCCAGCCGCCCCUGGAUUCCUUACUGGAGUCUCUUCGCAAUUGCCAUUCUGGGAGAAGAUACGUCCGAAUUCCGUGAAGGUGCUGUUCAGAUGUACCGGCCCCUUCAGAGCUCGACUGGCGGCUAUGGCGGAGGACACGGCCAAUCGCCCCAUGUCAUCGGAUCAUAUGCCAGUGUCCUCGCUCUCAUCAUCGUAGGGGGAGAAGAGGCCUACGACCUGACAGACCGCAAAGCCAUGUGGCACUUCCUUGGCCGUAUGAAGCAAAGUGAUGGCGGUUUCACCGUCGCCGAUGGGGGCGAGGAAGAUGUGCGUGGCGCAUAUUGUGCUAUGGUCAUCAUAUCCCUGCUCAAUCUCCCGAUCGAGCUACCUCAGGACGCACCUGCCCGUGCCGCCGGCCUUACGACUUUCACUGACCGGUUGCCCGAGUGGAUAUCGAGCUGCCAGACCUUUGAAGGUGGCAUCGGCGGUGCCCCCACCAAUGAGGCUCACGGCGCCUACGCUUUUUGCGCGCUGGCUUGCCUCUGCAUCUUAGGCGCACCAUUCGACGUGCUGAAUCGGACUCUUGACCUGCCUGCGCUGAUCCACUGGCUGUCGUCGCGACAGCAGGCGCCCGAGGGCGGUUUCGCCGGGCGCGCCAACAAGCUGGUUGAUGGCUGCUACAACCACUGGGUCGGCGGCUGCUGGGCAUUGGUAGAAGCGGCGCUGCAGGUCCCUGGAACGACGGACAGGAGUGUCGCGAACGGCUUGUGGAGCAGAGAAAGCAUGGUGCGGUACAUCCUGUGCGCAUGCCAGGGUAAGGGCGGCGGCUUGAGAGAUAAGCCCGGGAAACCCGUCGAUGGUUACCACAGCUGCUAUAACCUGUCCGGCCUCAGCGCCGGCCAGUACCACUACAGCUACGUUCCUCCCGGGACAUCCGUCGGCACUGCCUCUAUCAGUGACGGAAACAGCUUCUCGCCGCCGCUCAACGAUGGCUUUUAUUGGGCGGCCGAGGAUGCGUCACAGGACGGCGAACACAACCGCCGCGUCUGGGAUGAGGAGGAUCGUGUCGGUAAGAUUAACCCCGUCUACGUCCUGCCAUGGGGCAGGGCCGAGGCAGCGAGGAGAUACUUUGAGGAGAAGGCCGGCUUUUGA
Molecule: messenger RNA, 1584 nt
Organism: Diplodia corticola
Lineage: Eukaryota; Fungi; Ascomycota; Dothideomycetes; Botryosphaeriales; Botryosphaeriaceae
Product: protein farnesyltransferase subunit beta
Exons: 6
Coding region: 1-1584 (527 amino acids)
Biological process (GO): protein farnesylation
Cellular component (GO): protein farnesyltransferase complex
Molecular function (GO): protein farnesyltransferase activity
Source: RefSeq, a predicted model, not a curated record